Molecule: messenger RNA, 336 nt
Organism: Spirodela intermedia
Lineage: Eukaryota; Viridiplantae; Streptophyta; Magnoliopsida; Alismatales; Araceae
Source: the annotation of a GenBank genome assembly
AUGCCUAGGACAUCCUUUAUAUAUCUACUUGAUUAUGUUGAUGACAUAAUCAUUUUUGGCCCUUCUCUUGAUGCAUUGAAUUCUUUAAAUUUAUUUUUGAAUUCAAAAUUCAGACUCAAGGACCUAGGACAGUUAAAGUAUUUUUUGAGGCUUAAAAUAUCUAGAUCAACUAUUGAAAUUGUCCUCUCAGAGUUCCAUUAUACUUUACAGUUACUUGAAGAAAAUGAUUUUUUGACAUCAAAACCAAGUACUCCCAUGGAUUCAAAGGUGAAAAUUAAAACUAAUAUAAGAGAAUUACUAAAUGAUCCAUCACAAUACAGAAAACUAAUUAGAUAA